AUGGAGUUAAGUCAUCCUAAAGCAAUUUCGAACUUCCAAGAUGGCAAAAUAAUUAAACUUAGAAGCAUAAUCCAAGAUAUCCCAAUCAAUCCUAGCGAUCUUUCUCUUAAGCUUGAACUUCAAAGCAAUUUACUAAAAUUCAAGUAUGAUAUAUUUAGAGGCGAAUACUUAAAUAAAUAUCGGUUAAACAGCUCCUUUUCACCUAUACUGAGUUCAAGAAAAGAUCUGUGUAAACAUAAAGCAAUUGAAAUUCAAAAGAAAAACGAAAAUAAAAUGAAAAAGAAACUGCAAAGGAGGUAUGAAGAAGAAAUAAAAAGAGUUGACGAAGAAGUGAAAGUUAUCACAUGCAAGUUUGAUAAUUUUCAAUUAAAAGAUAGCUUUAAAAAAAUGAAUAAAGAAGCACUUAAAAGAAGGUUUGAUUUAGAUUUGUACAAGUAUAAAGCAGAAAAACUAGAUAUGGAUAAAUUAAGAAGACUUGCAAAGUCUGAGUUGCUUAAAGGUGAAGUAAAUCAAAUGAAAAAGCAGAAAGAACUAAAUCAAAAGAAAGUAAAACAUAGAAGAUCAAGUAUAACUGUUCCAGAUAUCCAAAUCAAUAGUUUUCUAACUGAAAUCAAUACUUUUAUAAGCAAAUAA
Molecule: messenger RNA, 633 nt
Organism: Blepharisma stoltei
Lineage: Eukaryota; Ciliophora; Heterotrichea; Heterotrichida; Blepharismidae
Source: the annotation of a GenBank genome assembly